Phycomyces blakesleeanus NRRL 1555(-) is the source of this 1120-nucleotide messenger RNA. RefSeq lists its product as hypothetical. The transcript has a single exon. Bases 487 to 771 code for a protein of 94 amino acids. The record is from RefSeq and is a predicted model, not a curated record. Lineage: Eukaryota; Fungi; Mucoromycota; Mucoromycetes; Mucorales; Phycomycetaceae.
AACCUUCGUUUUUCUUUCGCCUUUUACCUUUUGAUUCUUGCAUCUUUCUUUUUCUCUCUUUUCUUUCUCUGAUUUCAACACAUCCCCUUUACAAUUUCCAUCCAGAUUAGCCAAAAUUUAAUACUAUAUAAUUCACGCCAUCGGCAUCAUCAAGCAUUAUUCUGAAAUUUAUAUACUUUAUAGACAAAAACAGCAUCUAUAGUUAAACACGGUUAUCAAUACCACUUUAGAAUAUACGAAUAGUAUUUUAUUUAUUUUUAUGUUUACUCGAUUAGAUUAAUUUCUUCUUAUAAAUGAGUCCACCUAAUUACAACAUUGACAUCAAUCAAGUAAAAAAAAAAAGUUUAAAAACGUGUUUUUUUUUAUUAAAGUUGACAAUAGCUAAGAAAUACUUUAUUUAUUUAUUUAAAGCUAUAUAUAAAGAAACUAUUCUAUUUGAUUUAAUUUCACUUAAUGUUCUUUUACAUGAGUAAAAGAAUAAAAAGCAUGACACCAAGUUCUUUGUCCCCGCAUUACGCGGCUCAAUCUCCUUCAGGACGUAAACCUGACUUGGUAGCGAAGGAGGUGCUGGAAUGGUGGCAAACCAACGGAAAGCACCCGUUCAUCCAGCCCCACAUCUCGUCACCGAGUAAUGUGGGUGCGAACUCGCCAGAGAACUUAACACUAGGUGAUAAGGUCCAGCUCAUUCGACUACCAGUAGCUUCACCGUCAGCCGUUAAAGAGUUCAGUCAGGUUAGCAGUGAAGAGCCAGCACAUCUCACCACAGGUUAGACCUCCCUCCCCCCAGCAUCAUGAUUCCACAUUGGCGAUGCGAUGUACACAGUAGUCCUUCCAAAAAUGAAAAGAGACCAUGCCCCACGACUUCUCAGAAUUAACUGAGCUGGCGAGUAACAACUUUCACUUUCCGAUGCUUGUAGCAUGGAAGAAUCUCCCUGCAACGGUCGCAAGAGACGCCUCACUAUGAAACCGGGACUGUUGUUGCUCAAGGAGAAAACAAACGACACGCGUUGGAGGGGGUCUAUAAGUAACAGAAAUUUUUUUCAUCUGCGAUUAAAGUUUAGGACUGCGCUUUUUGUCAGUAUUAGAUACCCACGUCAGAGCAAACGUGAUAUAGCUGUAU